Nematocida homosporus is the source of this 1617-nucleotide messenger RNA. RefSeq lists its product as uncharacterized. Gene Ontology annotation, biological process: protein deubiquitination. The transcript has a single exon. Gene Ontology annotation, molecular function: cysteine-type endopeptidase activity; cysteine-type deubiquitinase activity. Bases 1 to 1617 code for a protein of 538 amino acids. NCBI's taxonomy places the organism in Eukaryota, Fungi, Microsporidia. The record is from RefSeq and is a predicted model, not a curated record. Gene Ontology annotation, cellular component: cytosol; nucleus.
AUGGAGUUGAGAUUAGGAAGUUUUGGGUUGUACCGGAAAUUGCGAAAGGCGAUAGGAAUGGACGGGAAAGAUAGGGUUGAGGUAGUGUCGAAGGAGAAGAUGGAGUUAUCUUCGUGGAUUAGUUAUUUCCUACUUGUGUUUGUUGGGAUGGGUGUAGUUAUAUUUGGUGCUUGGUUUAUCUUGCCGUUUGUAUUAAGUAAUAGUAAAAGGGCGAAAAUGGCCUCUGCUGAUUGUGCACUUCAGGACUCGUCAGAUCCAGGGGUGAAAGCAGGUUUGGGCUGGAAUGCUGCUCAAAAGAGUCGAUAUUCACCACCACUGCCGGCGGAACCUAUCUUUGACGAGUUUCCUACGGCACAAUUUGGCCCAGCAAGUCGUAAAGCAAGGUUGACCCGUAAGCUCAGAGGACUGCUUGGUUUAUCGAGUGUCUCGGAGAUAGAUGAGGGCAUACCGUUACAGGAACUCAAACAUAAAAUGGUCGGUCUGCCCAAUGGGAAUAAUACUUGUUACUUGAAUGUCGGUUUGCAAUUAUUGUUGAAUAAUCCCGAUUUUGAGGAACUGGUCAACACCCAUCUAAAACCAAUCUUUGAUGCUCCAGAAACUGCUAAUAUACUUAUCUAUCAUAUGAUUACUACACUGAAACCAAUGGCCGAACCGAGGAGAACGAUAACUAUCGCAAGAAGGACAGAAGAGUUAGAGGAUGAGCUGGCCCGAAUUGUUACAUUUAUCAAUCUGUUUGUUUAUAUCAAAACAGAAACUAAGAUAAAUAACCAGGUUUUGCUUACGAUGUACUUGCUUCCGCUUGCUAAGUAUAUGGGAUUGGUUCGCCUAGGAGAACAAGGCGAUGCUAAGGAGGCACAAGCAAAACUUAUAACUCCAAUGCUUGAGCAUCUAGCAACACUAUCACACCCCCCGGAUCAUGAACCUAACACCUUGCUUAGCCAGAGAGCUGCGGAAGCUAAAAGCCGGUUAGAUAGUCUUUUCACAAUAACAAUGCAGGAGUUUGCACGCCAGGAAGUAGAUAUACAUGGGAAUGUAAAGUCAAUUAAUAGAACGCAAAGCUACGGUGUUCAGACUUUAUUAGUUGGCAAUGUUAAUACCGACCCAGUGCCAAUCAGUACUAAGAACGAAAGCAGGAGAUGGAAGAAAACAAAGAAAGAAGUGCCCAAACCCGAAUGUAUUACUGAUUGGAUUGUUCGAAGUCGAGAACUUGGCUCUUAUGUUACCAAACUUCCCAAAUACCUUCAUAUUGAACCUGAAUACAGCAACUACCAUGCUGGGCUCUAUGAGCGCAUCCUCAAUAUCCCUCUAGUGAUGUUUGAAAAGGAUAUAGUAGUCGCAACUGACAAGGCCGCACCAGAAUCAACGACUAUGUAUGAAUUAGUCUCUUUUGUUGAGCACACGAGAUACAUUGACGUUGGCCACUUCAUUGCCUACGUUAAGAUGGAUGAUGUGUGGUAUGAGCUCAAUGACAAACAAGUUACGAUGUUAAAGAUGCCCAUAACCACCCAUCCGUUAAUAGAACCACAAACUAGGAGUAACCCUAAUGACCGCGACAAUCGCAUCAGCACUCUUGUCUACAGGCGAGUUGAGCCUACCAACCCACUUCCCACCAAUUAG